Cuscuta campestris is the source of this 632-nucleotide messenger RNA. The record is from the annotation of a GenBank genome assembly. Lineage: Eukaryota; Viridiplantae; Streptophyta; Magnoliopsida; Solanales; Convolvulaceae.
CUCUGUCUCCUUCCUUCACUCACCAUAAUAAUGCUCCCAGAUUUUCCAGGUAGUGACUCCCUCCCAAAUCACAUAAUUACCCUUUAGCCUCUUCUAUGCAGUGGACUUGAUUGGACUCUCAGCAGCAGCAGCAGCAUAGGGAAUGGAGGGGGGCAUGUUCUCAGGUGGCGGCCGUGGCGGGGAUGGGACAGACGGGAAGAUUCUGCAGACAUUCCAGAAGAGCUUUGUGCAGGUGCAGAGCAUAUUGGACCAGAACAGGUUGUUGAUAAAUGAGAUAAACCAGAACCAUGAGUCCAAAAUCCCAGAUAAUUUGAGCAGGAAUGUGAGUCUGAUCAGAGAGCUGAACAACAACAUCAAAAGGGUGGUUUCUCUCUAUGCUGAUCUCUCCUCCUCUUUCAUUCAUGCCUCUGCUGCUGCUUCCUCUGAAGGUGAGUCCAGCAACCACAAGAGAAUUAGGCCAGGCUAGCAAGAAAAAGGAGACAAAAAAAUAUAUGCUCAUUCUUUAUUUGCAGGUAGAACAUGAUCUUUAAAAGAAAAAGGGAAAAAACAUGUUUUUUUUCUUUGCCUGUGGUGUAAUAAUGCUUCUGGAAUUGAAAAAAAAACCAGUUGUUGAGGCAAACUGAAAUGAUAUG